Messenger RNA from Strongylus vulgaris, 204 nucleotides. The record is from the annotation of a GenBank genome assembly. NCBI's taxonomy places the organism in Eukaryota, Metazoa, Nematoda, Chromadorea, Rhabditida, Strongylidae.
AUGUAUCUUCCCGUAGUGAUUUGUCCAAAUUUUCAGGUAGUCGGUGGCUCGUUGGCAGACCGUGCAGGCCUGCGAAACGGCGAUAUUCUCGAUCAACUUGAGGGACUAAGCAAUCUCGAUAUCAACUCAGUCGAUCGUCUGCUCGUCACAUCACGCGAUAAAAUCGAACUCAUCGUGCACAGGUUAGGCGCUUUGGAGAGUUGA